Vicia villosa (hairy vetch) is the source of this 1011-nucleotide messenger RNA. RefSeq names its product truncated transcription factor CAULIFLOWER A-like. Gene Ontology annotation, molecular function: DNA-binding transcription factor activity, RNA polymerase II-specific; RNA polymerase II cis-regulatory region sequence-specific DNA binding; protein dimerization activity. The record is from RefSeq and is a predicted model, not a curated record. The coding region runs from base 175 to 870 and encodes 231 amino acids. The transcript has 8 exons. Gene Ontology annotation, cellular component: nucleus. NCBI's taxonomy places the organism in Eukaryota, Viridiplantae, Streptophyta, Magnoliopsida, Fabales, Fabaceae. Gene Ontology annotation, biological process: positive regulation of transcription by RNA polymerase II.
UUGUUUUCUUUCUAUGUUUUUUCCAAUUUAUUAUCAACCUUGUUCUUCUCCUCCUCCUCUACUUCACGUACAUAACAUAAACACUUUAUAUAAUAAAAUUCAAUAUAAUUAUAAACAAAAAGAUAAAUAAUAUAUUAUAGAAAUUGAGAGGUGAAUCUUUGUUGAAGUUGAGGUAUGGGGAGGGGAAGGGUGCAAUUGAAGAGGAUUGAGAACAAGAUCAAUAGGCAAGUGACAUUUUCAAAGAGGAGAUGCGGUUUGCUGAAGAAAGCUCAUGAGAUCUCUGUGCUUUGUGAUGCUGAGGUUGCUCUUAUUGUCUUCUCCAACAAAGGAAAACUCUAUGAAUAUUCAAGCGAUCCCUGUAUGGAAAGAAUUCUAGAACGAUAUGAAAGGUAUUCAUAUGCAGAGAGGCAACGUGUUCCAAAUGAUCAGCCACAAAAUGAAAAUUGGAUUAUAGAACAUGCAAAGUUGAAGGCAAGGUUGGAAGUCAUACAGAAAAAUCAAAGGAAUUUUAUGGGUGAAGAACUUGAUGGCUUAAGUAUGAAAGAGCUUCAGAAUUUGGAGCAUCAGCUUGAUUCAGCUCUCAAACAAAUUAGAUCAAGGAAGAACCAAGUUGUGUAUGAAUCCAUUUCAGAGCUCCAAAAAAAGGAUAAAGCCCUUCAAGAAAAAAACAAGCUUCUCACAAAAAAGAUAAAGGAGAAAGAGAAGGCACUAGCCCAACUAGAGCUACAGAACGAUGAUAUGGAUCUAGCCUCUGCUGCACUUGUACCUCAAUCAAUGGAGACAUUAAAUAUUGGAGAUGAUAAUGAAGAAAGCCAAAGUCGAUCUAACGCCCUUCUUCCACCAUGGAUGCUUCGUCCUAUAAAUGACUAAAAGAUUAUUACAUUAAACAACAUAUCAUGUUUAAUAUUAAAUUAUAAUUAUCAAUAUUAGUGACUAGUUAUAUAGACUUACAUAUACAACAUGUCAUAGGAAGAUUAUUAUCGCAUAUAAAACAUUUCAUGUUGGAUAUAA